This is a messenger RNA of Rhodofomes roseus, 1830 nucleotides long. RefSeq lists its product as uncharacterized. The record is from RefSeq and is a predicted model, not a curated record. The coding region runs from base 1 to 1830 and encodes 609 amino acids. The transcript has 5 exons. NCBI's taxonomy places the organism in Eukaryota, Fungi, Basidiomycota, Agaricomycetes, Polyporales, Fomitopsidaceae.
AUGGUCUCCGUGCAAGAACGCCUACUUCUCGAACGCCUUGCAAAGGUCAGGCGCAAACGCUCUGGAGACAUCUGCCGGAAACCAAGCAAGAAGAAGCGUGCGUCGAGGAAGCUACUGGCUUCUGAGAAGCAGGAGCUGAAGCGUGCGCGUGCGGAACGUCGAAGAACCAUCGAUGACGCGUUGGCCGCAGCCCACGAGGCAAUGUGGGAGCACGCAGAAGCCAUGGCACGACAGUUCGAGAAGCACGACGCCGAACAUUACCUCAGCAUGAUCCUGCAGAGGCCCACAAAGCAGCUCGACACUCGAGCCCUCAACCGCUGGAAUGCCUUUCUUCAUGGCGAGGUCACACGCAUGAACAGUGAGCUCCCUGAAGGGACUGAAAAAUACACCUCCCCUGAUACUGUCAAGGAGCUGCGGGAGAAGUGGCACGCGAUGACGCCGGAGGAGAAGACGGCCGCGACGAAGGACGCGAUGGAGGAACUCGAGGAGAUGCGCGAGCGGAAGUGCUUUGGGACACACAGCACGAACGUGGCCGCGUUUCACGAUGCACGCCAAACGAUUCCGAUGUUGGAGCACGAGUGUGACAAAUUGCGCGACCGAACGCGCAUCCAGACCUUCUUUGUCGCAUUCCCCUCCGACCCUGAUUCUUGGCUCAAGCCUUACGUAUAUUGGAGCACUCAGGGCAUCGCCGACUUUAUGCAAGCUGUGUUCAAGAUGUCGCCGGAGGACUUUGCAAUACGAGGGGCUGCAUACUUGACGUCAGGAGUCUCAGGAGUGGUUCUAAACCACUCGCAGUGUACAUUGGCUGCGAAAGCCAACCUCACGGUGCUUGUUAAGCGCCUCCUAAACAGUGUUUCGCCGAAGCCCAUCCCGCAGGUCAAGUACAUGAACUUUGCAGAAAACAUGACGAAGCCGCACGGUAUGAUCGUGAAGAACUAUCCUCCCGGUGUCAAGUUCUGUGCACCGAGCCACUUAAGCUCCCUCGCCGAGGUCGAGCUGGUCACGACGGCCUGGGAAACCGGUACGACGUACUGGUACCACCUCAACGAAGAGGAGCAUAAGCAAUGGAAGAAGGAAUACAAUGCGGCGGCCCUUGCCAGCGCGUAUGCCGCGAACGAGAAGGGAGCUAACGAAACUACCGCUGAGCCUGAGGACGACGCCGCUACGCCCGCCACCAUGCCCGCCACCACGCCCGCUGGGUCGGCCGCUGGGUCGAGUAGUCCCACCACGGACGAUCAUGCGACGUCUGCCCACAGCGCAGCGCCAUCCUCCUCGAGUCCUGCUCCCACCGUCACCUCUGCUCUCGCCACUGCCGCCUCUGAUCCUGCCACCGUCGUUGCCGCCUCCGGCCCUGUCACUGCCGCUGCCACCGAUCCCGCCGCUGCCACCGAUCCCGCCGCCGCCGCCACUCCCUCCGGCCCCAUCGUCGCUGUCCCCAUCCCCACGGCUGUUACAUCACCUGCCGCUCAUGCCACUAUACCGUCCAAUGCCACACUUCCUGCCAGUGCAGGUGGGGACCUCGCGACGCCACCGAAGAAGCGUGCUUGUGCCGCAGACGGAAGCAAAACAUCGGCGAAGGCGAAGAAACAGAAGACAUCGGGGCCAAAACCCCAAGCGGGCUUCAUCAACCACGGCUGCGUGGUUGAUGAAAACGGCCGACCUGUGGCCUUCGAGACGACACAGCGGAAGCCUCGCAAGAAGGAGACGCAGCCGCGCAAGCGUACGAAGAAGCAGGCGAAAACGUCGUCGCCAGCCACGUCGUCGCCGGCCACGUCGUCACCAGCCACGGAGGAGCCUCCUCGCGGUGACGGCUCACCAGCGGGCCCCUGA